Molecule: messenger RNA, 824 nt
Organism: Heterobilharzia americana
Lineage: Eukaryota; Metazoa; Platyhelminthes; Trematoda; Strigeidida; Schistosomatidae
Source: the annotation of a GenBank genome assembly
UGAAAUGUUGUGUCUAAUAAAAGCCUUGCCAGGUGUACGUGUAAUUUUGAUUGUUUUGGGGAUCGUUCUCUGCACAUGUAUCGAUCACUAUAUUGUGCUGUUUAUUUCUUCCUCAUCCCUUUAAAUGUCAUAUUUGCUAAGAAAUUCGAUGCUUCCAAUUGUGAAGUGUGUAUGAACUUCAUUGGGUCAUUUGUUCAGUCUCUCCAACCUAGUGACCGAGAAACUUCGGAAAAGAUCAAAGAAGCUUUUAUUACUAAAUGCGCAGCAGCUGUUGGGAAGGAUAGUGACUUGUGCUAUCAUGUUGGUGGUCUGAAAACGUCUGCAGUAAGUACACUUAAUCGUUUGGUUGAUCCGAUAAAAUGGCAAAUGCCUGUAGAAAGGGUGUGUCAAAAACUGUUUGAGUUGGACCCUCAAAUUUGUGAACUAAGAUAUGCGAAAGUUAUAGAUCUCAAGGAGUUUGAUUUCAAGAAGCCAAAGGUCAAAGAUUUGAAAAAGAUCAUAGAUAAAUGGGGAUUAGAAUGUCGAGGAUGUUCAGAGAAAAGUGACUUUAUCCAACUCAUCAAAAACAAUAUCCGUAAAUAUGACCCAGAAGCCGCGUCGUAUUUAGAAUCGCGAAACGAACUUUAAGCUAUCGUAUACCUUUUUUGUACAAAAUCUUUAAGUUUUCUUUAGUUUGUUUGUUCGAUGUAAUGUAAUGUAAUGUGAUUUUGUUUUCAGUAAUUUUUUUAUGCGAACUGUUGUAGUCUCUGGACUUACUGCUAUCAAGAUAUACUUGCACAGUUGUAAUGAUUACUUGGGAGAAGAACCGUCUUUUUUAUUGCCCA